Didymosphaeria variabile is the source of this 1059-nucleotide messenger RNA. Its product is annotated as Dolichyl-phosphate-mannose--protein mannosyltransferase 4. Gene Ontology annotation, cellular component: endoplasmic reticulum membrane; Golgi membrane. Gene Ontology annotation, biological process: transmembrane transport. Gene Ontology annotation, molecular function: UDP-N-acetylglucosamine transmembrane transporter activity. The transcript is spliced from 4 exons. NCBI's taxonomy places the organism in Eukaryota, Fungi, Ascomycota, Dothideomycetes, Pleosporales, Didymosphaeriaceae. The coding region runs from base 1 to 1059 and encodes 352 amino acids. The record is from RefSeq and is a predicted model, not a curated record.
AUGGCAGCGAUCGCGCCUCUCGCAGGAAGCUUUGCCCUUAUCUUCGGAGGAUGUUGCUCUAAUGUAUACUGUUUGGAAGCCAUUGUAAAACAUGAACCCGAUAGUGGCCUCCUCAUCACGCUCUUUCAGUUCAUCUUCACCUGCCUGUCGACUCUGCAUUACCAAUUUGACCCUAGAUACCGCUUCUUCGUCAAGCCGUCACCUGUUCCGUUUCGAAAAUGGGUCAUCAGUGCCGCGCUAUUCUUCACAGUCAACAUGAUGAACAACUGGGCGUUUGCGUUCAACAUCUCUGUUCCAGUACAUAUCAUCCUACGAAGUUUCGGUAGUGUCACGACCAUGAUCGCCGGGUAUCUGCGAGGCAAAAAGUAUACGCCUGUGCAAAUUUUCUCAGUGGCUAUUCUGACGGUCGGCGUAAUGGUAUCCGCAUGGGCAGAUGCUCAGUCGAAGGGCAAGAAACUCGAUACAACCAGCAUCGACUACACAAGCGCCUCUUUCGAGAUGGGUCUGCUCAUCCUCCUUAUUGCCCAGCUGCUUUCCGCCUACAUGGGCGCCUAUGUAGAGGACAUCUACCUUCAGCACGGCAACCACUGGAAGGCAAAUCUCUUCUACUCGCAUCUGCUGUCUCUGCCGCUCUUUAUCAACUUCGCGCCCGUCCUCUACAAUCAAUUCACACGCCUUCAGUCGUCUCAGUCCUUUUCCGUUCCGCCAGCGCUCGCAGCGAACCUACCACCAACAGUAAACAAGGCGCUGGCUUUUACGUCGCAGCAUGUUAUCUUCUUGACUGCCAACGCGGUCACGCAGCUUCUCUGCAUUACUGGUGUCAACAUUCUCAGUGCUAAUACUUCUGCGGUCACUGUCACGAUCGUGCUCAAUAUCCGGAAGCUGGUGAGCUUUUUGCUGAGCAUCUGGCUAUUUGGAAACCAGAUGAGUGGGAUGAUGAAGCUUGGCGCGGCGAUGGUAUUUGGCGCUGGGGCGUUGUAUGGGUGGGAAACGACGUACAAGAUUCCGCAGAGGAAGAAGGCUGCGGCUGUGAAGGAGAACGGGAAGAAGGCGCAGUAA